CGAGAUCUACCAUAAACCUCUCUUCGUCUCGCCGUCGCCGUCGCCGGAGAAGACAACUACAAACGAUCUUAAACCCUAAUCGAUCAAAUUUCUCAAUCCCCGGCGAAGAACAAGAUGAACAUUUUCCGAUUAGCUGGUGAUAUGACUCACCUAGCUAGUGUCCUCGUCUUACUUCUCAAGAUCCACACAAUCAAAUCCUGCGCCGGUGUUUCACUAAAGACUCAAGAGCUUUACGCCAUUGUCUUCGCGACUCGAUACUUAGAUAUCUUCACGAGUUUCUAUUCAAUCUACAACACUCUGAUGAAGUUAGUGUUCUUAGGUAGUUCGUUUUCAAUAGUUUUGUAUAUGAAGUAUCAUAAGACUGUUCAUAGGAGUUAUGAUAGGGAACAAGAUACGUUUCGUCAUUGGUUCCUUGUGCUUCCUUGCUUGCUUUUGGCUCUUUUGAUUCAUGAAAAGUUUACAUUUCUUGAGGUCCUGUGGACUUUUUCAUUGUACUUGGAAGCUGUUGCUAUACUUCCUCAGCUUGUUUUGCUGCAGAGGACUAGAAAUAUCGAUAACUUGACAGGACAAUACGUAUUUCUCCUCGGGGGAUACCGAGGAUUGUACAUUCUUAACUGGAUCUACCGUUACUUCACUGAACCACACUUUGUUCACUGGAUAACAUGGAUCUCCGGGCUCGUUCAAACAUUGCUUUACGCCGAUUUCUUCUUCUACUACUCCCAAAGCUGGAAAAACAAUAAAAAGCUGCAGCUACCAGCUUAGACUCUAAUUUUUUCGAUACAAAUUCGGUAUUUGCCCACGAGGAGUUUGGGAUUAUAGAAGAGAAGAAGGUUGUAUAGAAAUGUGUAAACUCUUCACCUAUCUAACUUGUUAAGUUUUGUUGUACUUGUGUGUCUCAAAACUGCUUUUGUUCUUCUUCAUGAUUAGUGUUCUAAAUCCUUCUGCGGAACAAUAAACAUUAUCUUAAAUGCUCUCUAAGUAUAUAAAGUUACUUUGUGGAUAUACAAAGAUUAUCUCA
Molecule: messenger RNA, 1018 nt
Organism: Capsella rubella
Lineage: Eukaryota; Viridiplantae; Streptophyta; Magnoliopsida; Brassicales; Brassicaceae
Product: ER lumen protein-retaining receptor B
Exons: 6
Coding region: 115-762 (215 amino acids)
Biological process (GO): endoplasmic reticulum to Golgi vesicle-mediated transport; protein retention in ER lumen
Cellular component (GO): endoplasmic reticulum; cis-Golgi network; membrane
Molecular function (GO): ER lumen protein retrieval receptor activity
Source: RefSeq, a predicted model, not a curated record